CCUCUCCUUCCUCUCUAGUACAUCUCAUGAGUAACGUCUAUUCUUCUUAAACCAAUGCGUGUGUGUGUGUAUAUAUAUGUACAUCAUUAUUCCAUCUUGUUCUUCAUAUAUAUCUGAUAAUUAAAAUUCUUUAGCCAAAUAACCAAGACCAUGGAAGGCCAUCAAAUUACAAAGGAGGAGGAUGUGCUCUUCAUGGAAAUUGAGAAGAGGAUUUUGCUUCUUGUGAAUGAUGAUGAAGAAGAAGCAGCAAAGAACAAAUAUGGAUUAGCUGGUAAUUACUCCAUCAAGAGACCAAGUUUAAUAAAUCCAUUGAUCCUUGCAGAGAUGAACCACUUCAGUUGGCGUCAUAAUGAAUGUGAACAGUUACUCACUCUAAAGCAGAGGAACCAAUUAAAAGUUUGGUUGCCAAGGGAGAGUAAUGGAACAGGAGUCUUCAUUCCAAAUCAUCCCACUGCUUCUAAAAAGAGAUGUGAAGAUGGGAAUGGCCGUGCAAGUGGACCGGCGCUGAAAGGAAGAAGGCAUUUGAACGGACGAGUUUCUAGUACACUACGAUGAAGAUUUUGAAUUUCUA
Messenger RNA from Dioscorea cayenensis subsp. rotundata (Guinea yam), 571 nucleotides. RefSeq lists its product as uncharacterized. The transcript is spliced from 4 exons. The record is from RefSeq and is a predicted model, not a curated record. Lineage: Eukaryota; Viridiplantae; Streptophyta; Magnoliopsida; Dioscoreales; Dioscoreaceae. The coding region runs from base 151 to 555 and encodes 134 amino acids.